CGGAGUUCUAAAACACUACAAUCUGCCUUUUGUCCUUCACCCUCAUGAACGGUCUUCACACCUAUGGAGAUGACUCGCAAAGCGACUCGGAGGAGAAGGUCGCUUCAUCCUCGAAGACCGGUGUGGGAAUAUAUCUAAAUAAUAUGCCAACCCAGCCCGCCUGCUACCAAAGUCUCAAGUAAUCAUCCGCCGGCCUGCGCAGCAGAGAGGUCACCCUCGUGCUCAUGUAUCAGAUGAAAUCGUUGGCGGUUCAGAAAGCCUUCGGGCUUUCAGUCCAGCGUCUAUGCCCGAUGCGUUUCUGAACACGGAACAAGUUGAAACUGGAUCUCUAGAGGAGGCUGAUGAAAUCUCUCACCUCCGACAACUAUUGAGACCACCGUCAAUUCCUGGUUUCACAGACUGGGGUAUUUCGCCAGCGUCUUCGUCUCCCCAUGACCCGACGAUUCAGACUAAACUUGCACAAUUUCACGCUUUAAAGCAAGAUUCUGAACAUCCCAAGCAUUUUAACGAUUCACUUAUGUCCAACCGGUCCUUCCGCAAUCCCCAUCUAUAUGCUAAGCUGGUAGAAUUUGUGGAUGUCGAUGAGCGCACGACGAAUUUUUCCAAGGAUAUGUGGGAUCCAGAUGACAUGCGCCCUGAAUGGUUUGCGGACAGCAUCGCCGUGCUGCAAAAAGCUCGCUCAGAGCAAACUGCUUCCUCCCAGUCGAAGCGAACACAGAUAAAUUUCACGACUUCUGCGAAGGUACCACCCCAUCAUCCCACUCAUGACAAGCUGGCCCCACGUCACAGUAGCAGAUUCCAUCCCUACUCUCGCCUGCGCUAAACUCUAUCCUCAUGUAUCAUGUACAUUACCACACGCAUCUCUAUAUGUCACUCUUCAAGUCCUUGAGUGUAUCAUUAGUCCCUUACCAAACGGUUUAGCUUUACAUGUGUCACUAUGAUGACCAACUCUGGAUACGCUUCAACUGCGCAAGGCCGUCCGCGA
Suillus subaureus is the source of this 985-nucleotide messenger RNA. Its product is annotated as HCNGP-like protein-domain-containing protein. Lineage: Eukaryota; Fungi; Basidiomycota; Agaricomycetes; Boletales; Suillaceae. Gene Ontology annotation, cellular component: nucleus. The record is from RefSeq and is a predicted model, not a curated record. The transcript has 6 exons. Gene Ontology annotation, biological process: regulation of DNA-templated transcription. Bases 284 to 823 code for a protein of 179 amino acids.